Chrysemys picta bellii (western painted turtle) is the source of this 1850-nucleotide messenger RNA. Its product is annotated as deoxyribonuclease gamma-like. Gene Ontology annotation, cellular component: nucleus. Gene Ontology annotation, molecular function: deoxyribonuclease I activity; DNA binding. The record is from RefSeq and is a predicted model, not a curated record. Gene Ontology annotation, biological process: DNA catabolic process. Lineage: Eukaryota; Metazoa; Chordata; Testudines; Emydidae.
AUGCACCCCCUGGCCCUGCUGCUGCUCGGGCUACGCCUGGCCGGCGCCGGCUUCAAGAUCUGCGCCUUCAAUACGCACGGCUUCGGGGAGGCCAAGUCGGGUGACGUCCGGGUGAUGGGCGCACUGGUGCAGAUCCUGGUGCGCUGUGACAUUGCUGCAGUGCAGGAGGUGCGAGACGUGAAGGGGGAGGCGGUGCAGGCCCUGCUGCGGGAGCUAAACAGGUACGACCCAUCCCACAGCUACGCCCAGCUGGGCAGCCGGAGACUCGGCCGCGGGACCUACAAAGAGCAGAUCGUCUUCGUGUAUCGGGCGGACCUGGUGACGGUCACGGACUGGUGCCAGUUUGGGGAGGCUGGAGACUUUGCCCGAGGACCCUUUGCCGCCCGCUUCCAUGCGCCCAGCACAGCCAUCAAGGACUUUGUGCUGCUCUCGCAUCAUGCCAGCCCCCGGCACGCACCCCACGAGAUCGCUCAGCUCCACCGGGUCUGCCAGGAACUGAGCCAGCGCUGGGGAACCCAGAACGUGAUGGUGCUGGGGGACUUAAAUGCAGGGGGGGUCUAUGUCCCCCCCAGUGCCUGGGGGUCCAUCCAGCUGCGCUGGGAUCCCCGCUUCCACUGGCUGAUCGGGGACAGCGUCAACACCACCGUGCGAACCCAGACCCACUGUGCCUACGACAGGAUCGUGGUCCAGGGGGACGAGCUGCUCAGAGCUGUGGUGCCCGGCUCAGCCAAAGCCUAUAACUUUGCCAGGAGCCUGGGGCUGUCGGAGGAGGAGGCCCUGCAGGUCAGUGACCAUUACCCCGUGGAGGUGAACCUGCAUCUGGCCAGCCGGACACCGCGGGAGCUGUGAGCAGCCCACAGGGCCAGGACCUGCCUCCAUCCCCAUCAGCGGGGGCCCAAGCUGUCCCACAUCAGCCCCGAAGCCGCAGCACCGGAGUUCAGUUACUCCAGGCCCUGCCCCCCACACCAGCAGGGCAUCCUGCCCCAUGCUGCCCCCCAGGGAAGUGGGGGGCUGUGGCUCUAGGAUUCCCCACCCCUCCAGCUCUGCCCCACAGCACACACAGACGGGCAUUAGAGGCCAAUGCUUUUAUUCCUGUUGCGGGGCCCCCGGGAUGGGGGGCAGCCAGGGGGCUCAGGCGGCAUGCAGGGCCCGCCACUUGUCCAGGGGCCCCCGGCUGGGGAUGUAUUUUACGCCACAGCCAUCUGGCAGCAGCCGCUUCUCAGCCACCAUGUCCUCGAACUCAUCCGCGUUGAACUUGGUGAAACCCCAUUUCUUGGAGAUGUGGAUCUGGGGGGGGGCGGGGACAACGGUUAAGGGGGUGCCAGCUAUACAGGAGAUCUCCCCCAGACACCAGCUGUGUCCCCGCCUUCCCUUAGAGUGUCACCCCCCCACACACUUCUGAUGCCCAUGUCCCCGCGGUCCCUUAAGGCGCUCCAUACAGGGCACGGAGCACGUACACAACCAGGGGGGGUGCUGUGCGCAGCCAUUGCACACCGGGCCCCCACAGCAGGCAGGCCGGUCGGCUUAACUGGCUGCAGGGCCCCCCCAAGAGGGACAGGCCCCAGGCCCCAUUGCCACCUCAUCACCCCCAAACCAGCCAGUCCCUGCCCUGGGGCCAGAUCUGAGCCAGCGCCCAGUAGAGGGGAACGGCCCCAGGCCCCAUUCCUGCCUCCCCAAGCCAGCCAGUCCCUGCCCCAGACAGCCCCACCAUGAUUGGGGGAGAGCCCCCGUUACCUUCUGGCGCCCGGGGAACUUGAACUUGGCCCUGCGCAGGGCCUCCACCACGUGCUCCUUGUUCUGGGCCUUGGUGCGGAUGGACAUGAUGACCUGGCCGAUGUGCACCCGAGCCA